UUUCAAAAUGGCGUAAUCUGAACAAAAAUAAUGUGGUGAUGAAAACUAUAGUGGGAAACGAGAGGAUUUUGUUUCAUUCACCGCACCGACAACUUUAAAUCCUGCAACACUAUGCCGGUGUGUAACUUUUGGAUGCAAGGCCGGUGUCGAUAUGGCGACAAGUGUUGGAAUGAGCACCCAAAAGCAGGCGGUGGCGGCUACGGUGGAGAGUACAACAGCCGCCCCCCUCAACAGUCCAACAGAGGCGGUGGAGGAGGGUUUGGGAACAGAGUGUGGGUGAACCCAGCUCAGAGGUCUGGAGGAGGAAACUACGUCCAGCCGUCAUCCUUCUCUUCCCAGCAGGGUGGCAACAACUGGGGUCCAGGAGGAGGAGGAGGAGGAGGAAGGGACAGCCAAGCCCAGAGCUCUAACUUCAGUUUCGCAGCCUCCUCUCCAAACCAAAACAGAUUUUCUGCCUUAAACACUCAAAGCAGCUUCGACAAAGGUGGGAGAGGAGAAGGGGAAGACAAUGAAAAACACUUGGAGACCAUCCAGAAAGAUAUGGAGAUCUGGGAGACUUCAGGACAGUGGCUUUUCUCCUGUUACUCUGUCCUCAAAGCAACCAUCUCAGGGUUCACAGAGCUCUCUCCAGAGGAACUGAGACUGGAGUACUACAACACCAAGCCGUCUGGAGACCUGCAGGGAUAUGCUAAUGUCAUCAAUCAGCUGGUCAACCAAUGGAGAAGCAGAGUCCAGGAGCUGAGGGCUAUGAGCGGCAACACCAGGGUCGCUAUGCUUGCAGAGCUGGACAACCCAGCACCACAGGCAGCGUCUGGAGGCUUUGGGUCGACACCAGUGGCCGGCUUUGGGUCGACACCAGUGACCGGCUUUGGGUCCUCAGCACCAUCUGGCUUCGGAACAGGUUUCGGAGUGCCGGCUCAGGUCCCAGUCCAGGACACCUCGGGUGCCAGUAAUUUCAGCUUUGCUGGACCAGGUGCAGCUUCUGCUGCUCUCGGCAGUGCUGCGUCAGCCGUCGCACCAGCUCCCACUGGGAUUGGCUCGAUGGCCACCACUCUUCCCUCUGCAGCCGGUUUCUCCUUUGCCACCCCUGCUGCCAACAAGGAGCCAACUACAGCCGGUUUCGGAGCUCCUGCCUCUGCGUCCGGGUUUAGCUUCACCUCGACGGUCGCUGGUGGAGGAGGAGCAUUUGGAGGGAGUGGUUUCGGGAGUGCAGCGCCAGUGGCUGCAAGUGGUUUUGGACAGGCGAGUGGAGGGUUUGGGGUUAUGGCCCCAGCAGACAGUCUCUUCACCCCCCAGAGCCAGCUGAGUGAAGAGGAACUGAAGGAGUUUGGAGGGAAGAGGUUCACCCUGGGACAGAUACCACUCAAACCCCCCCCUGUUAAUAUGCUGGUGGUCUGAUCCUACCACUCAA
Molecule: messenger RNA, 1411 nt
Organism: Oncorhynchus gorbuscha (pink salmon)
Lineage: Eukaryota; Metazoa; Chordata; Actinopteri; Salmoniformes; Salmonidae
Gene: nup42
Product: nucleoporin 42
Exons: 7
Coding region: 112-1398 (428 amino acids)
Cellular component (GO): nuclear envelope
Molecular function (GO): metal ion binding; nuclear export signal receptor activity
Source: RefSeq, a predicted model, not a curated record